AUGGCGGCGGAGGUCCAAGACUCCACCACCGGCGACGGAAAUGCACGAAGUGACGGGAAGCGAAGGCGGAGUGUCAUUACAACAUUCCGGACAGAGCAGGCUGCGUUUCGCCAACGUCGAAUAGACCCCCCUCCUCCAGCUGAAAUACCCCAACUACAGUCGAGCGAAGCAUCAACAGAACAGAACCAUAACGGCAGCAGCAAGGCGGACACGGCAACCAUGAAUGCGCUUCGGAAAAAGUCAACUCAGGGAAAACAAAUCAACAAGAUCAAAGUCAUCCCUGUCGACGUCGAUAAGGUUGUUGCCUCCCACGAGGCCCCCAAGAAACCCAAAAGCCCCAAGACAGCAAAUCACCAGCAGUCGAAGCGGUCGAGCUUGAUCGAGAAAGCCCGGAGCAUUCGACGGCUGGAGGAAAAGGUGUCGUUCAUUACGCGUCGUCGCCUCUUUUUCAAGCGCAUGCGGCAGCUCAUCCUGUAUGUGUUCGCGUUUGCCGUGAUCGUGGGCAUUGGGCUGUACACGGUUCUCGCCCCCGACUCGUCCAUCACAGUAUGUUGCUCGGGCCAAGUGACGACAAUAGCUCAGGGCGUCCGUGCGAUGGCGAUGGCGUUCGAUGGCAACGGAACGCUGUACAUUGCCGAUGCAUUUGCCAACAAGAUCUUUACAUGGAACGGCACACUAAACGAAUUCGCUGGCUCCACCGUGUACGCGGGGGACGUGGACGGAACGUUAUCGAACGCCCGGUUUUCAUUCCCCACGGGUAUUGCGGUGGACGUGGCCAACAGCAUUAUUUACGUCGCGUCUCGCGACUACCAGAGCGUACGGUCGAUCCAAAACGGCACCGUGUCGACCAAACUGGCGCAGCGCGACCAUCGGCCGGCACAGCCCACGGCGCUGCCCAUCAACGUGUUUGACGAAGAAGUCGACUAUUACAUGCCGAUUUCCGUCGCAGUGGACGACGCGGGCAAUGUCUUUAUCGGGUCCGGCGCCAUGGUUGAGAGAAUCGAUGCCGUUGACGGGUCCGUGGCCGUGUUGGCCGGGAACGGGUGGCGCGGGUACGCCGACGGAAGCGGCGCCACCGCCCGCUUCCGGUACGUGCGGUCGCUCGUAGUGGACCCGUCGGGACUGUUUGUAUACGUGGCCGACAUGUACAACAAGGCGAUUCGCCGCAUCGACGUUGCCAACGACCAAGUGACGACGCUGACGGCCAAGGGAUUUGCGGCCACGAGCACCACGCGCCGCGCCGACUGCUUCCAGUUCGACCGGCCAUACGGUGUCGCAUUGGGGGGCAACGGCACCGAGCUGGUCGUGGCCGAUUCGUGGAACAACACGGUCGUGGUGUUCGACAUCAACGGCACGUACUUGCGCGCGUACGGCACGAGCGAGUUUGGGUCCCAAGACGACUUUGUGCCCGAGGACCCGACGCUGCACCCGCUGUCGGCUACGUUUGGCAACCCCGCGACGGUGGCGGUGGAUGCGAACGGCACGAUUUACGUCGGCGAUGCCGGCAAUCGACUGAUACGAAAGAUCCAGCCAUGA
Messenger RNA from Aphanomyces astaci, 1536 nucleotides. RefSeq lists its product as hypothetical. The coding region runs from base 1 to 1536 and encodes 511 amino acids. NCBI's taxonomy places the organism in Eukaryota, Oomycota, Saprolegniomycetes, Saprolegniales, Verrucalvaceae. The record is from RefSeq and is a predicted model, not a curated record. The transcript is spliced from 2 exons.